UCUUGUGUUUCUUUCACGGCAGCUAUUAAAAAAACAUUAAACCGUUAGCGUUGGUCUAAGCAGCGGUGUUAUCUCGCUUCGUUCUCCCUUUCUCUUGUGCAGAGCCAAGCUGCAUAUGGCUGGGUGCUGGGCUCGACGAAUCGUAAAGCAUUUCAAGUCGCUGUAAGUGUGCGUUACACACUUACAUUCAAUUCCAGCUGCAGGCGCGAGUCGCAGGCGCAUAGGAACAAUCGACUCCGAUCAAAGUAUCCAAGUGGUCCGUUAUAAAAGGCUCGUGGAAACUUUCUCUAACGUGCGAGCUGCCUGCCGACGAGUGGCCAUCUGGAAAUUCGACUAUUUUACCUUUUGCAGUCCAAGAACGGAGUCGUCCCUUCGUCAUGAGUAGCAGACCGCAAGUAACGAACAUGAAUGGAAAAAGGCCUUGCCCGCAGCCUGUCAGGAGCCAUAGGCCCCAGCAGCCACAGCCAAUGGAGACAAAUCAAUCGAAUCCCCAAAAUCAACACAAUCAGCAACACCAUCAUCAACAAAAUCAGCAUCAACAGCACCAACACCAGCAACACCAACACCAACAAAAUCAACAUCAACAAGAACCGGAUCCAAAUUCACAACACUUUGAUUUGAUCAAAUACAUCUGCGAAUCUUGGAACUCUGUCCAUAAAGAGUUACACAGUUAUUCACAUGGAAACUCUUCUAAUAAUUAUAGACACCAGAGUAACGUGACGUAUUAUCAAGAACGUGAACCAAAUCCACUUAUGAAAGACUUUAAAGCGUUUAACUUGGAUACAUUAUUCAAUCAAAAAGGAACACAGGGUACCCAAAGAAAUAAGAGUUCAUAGUCGUGGAUUUUAACAACUAUCAACAGAAAUUCAUUAUUUUUACAUUUAGAUUUUAAGUUUAAAAACUUAGUAUAAAAUUUAUGAUUUCAAAAAAUUGACAAACUUAACUAUGCGUUUUUCCAUAUUUUUUCUAUAUUUUGUAAAAAAUUGUGCUUCGAAUUUUGUCUUGAAGUAGCAUACAAAAAAAUUAUUUUAAACAUUCCGUUUAUUCUUUGACAAAACUAAAGCAUUUUAAGUAGAAAAUAAUAAGAUGAGCGGGUAAUACGAGGCAAGUUUGUUAGUAUUACGUUGAAGAAACGAUUAAAAGACUUGUGGUAGUAUAUUGCAAUGAAAUGAAUUGAGCGCAAGCACAUUCAAUGAAAUCAAAUUGAUUUAAUAUUUAUGGACAUGAAAAUGUGUACAAUCCAAAAUAGAAGCCUUUUUGAACUUGCUUUGAAAACCGACUAUCUUUGUUUUCUAUAGCUGAUGGUACCUGUCUUGUAUGUUAUUGUGAAUUUGUUUUUUUGUGUAAGUCACAUGAUCAACAAAAGGAUUGAUUUAUUUAAUGGUAACAGAGAUGUAGUGAGAAUAUACUAAUUUUUUUACUAAGGACUAAGGCAAUGUAAAAUUUAUAUACAUUAUUAUGAUUAAUGUAGCGAAAUGUGUACAUGAUUGAUACAUAUUUAUGUGAACAUUAAAAUAAAACAAGUUGCAAAUGUUGAGGCUAGGCCGAAAAAAUGUAAUUUUACAUUUCUUAAAAAAUAAAUUCAUAUUUAAACUAGACAAACAAAA
Trichogramma pretiosum is the source of this 1607-nucleotide messenger RNA. Its product is annotated as G-box-binding factor-like. Bases 378 to 836 code for a protein of 152 amino acids. The record is from RefSeq and is a predicted model, not a curated record. Lineage: Eukaryota; Metazoa; Arthropoda; Insecta; Hymenoptera; Trichogrammatidae. The transcript is spliced from 4 exons.